This is a messenger RNA of Penicillium salamii, 948 nucleotides long. The record is from the annotation of a GenBank genome assembly. NCBI's taxonomy places the organism in Eukaryota, Fungi, Ascomycota, Eurotiomycetes, Eurotiales, Aspergillaceae.
AUGUCCAAUUCUAGCGACUCCAGUCCAGGAAACUGGAUUACCGGCAGUUACACCGGGAAUAGUGAUGGGGUGAAAAUCACGAUCGCGACCUUUGUUAGUGUCGCGUGGUAUAAUGUCCUCGAACUGAUUGUCCUCAUCUUCCUCACCUUUAAACGCUAUGAAGGCCCGUAUUUCUGGAGUAUGUUCAUCGCCAGCGUGGGAAUCCUGCCUUACUCCAUCGGCUAUUUGAUCAAAUUCUUCGAUCUCACCUCGGCAACCUGGGUUCCCGUCACCCUCUUGACCAUCGGCUGGUGGACGAUGGUCACCGGCCAGUCCUUUGUACUGUAUUCCCGACUCCAUCUGGUCAUUCAGAAUACGCGCGUUCUGCGCUACGUGCGCACGAUGAUCAUCACCAAUAUCUUCCUGCUGCACGUGCCCACCACCGUGCUCACCUACGCAGCCAAUUUCUCCAACUCCCCCACCUCCGUCGCCGGUUACGAUGUCAUGGAGAAAUUGCAAUUGACAGGCUUCUGCGUCCAGGAAGUCAUCAUCUCAGGCUUGUACAUGUGGGAGACGAAUCGAAUGUUGCGCCUGAAUCAAGAUCACGUCAGUCGCAAGACAAUCAUGCAACUCCUCGCUGUCAACGUCUCUUGUAUCCUGAUGGAUAUUGCUUUGAUGAUCAUCGAGUUCAUGAACUUCUAUAUCUACCAGACAACCCUCAAAGCAACACUGUACAGCAUCAAGCUGAAACUCGAAAUCGCUGUCCUGGGUAAGCUGGUCAACAUUGCUCACCAGCACAUGUGGAGAACCUCUUCUUUCAACCCUUCUGGAAACCAUUAUCCUUCUUUCGUCGACCCGACCCGUGCACUGCACGACUUCAACCAUGCAGAUUCGCUAGCGACCAGCUCAAAUUCGAAGGGAAGGACCUCUGGGACUGAAGCGUUGGGAUCGGGCGAGCCUGCGCCUUGA